Paramecium octaurelia is the source of this 510-nucleotide messenger RNA. NCBI's taxonomy places the organism in Eukaryota, Ciliophora, Oligohymenophorea, Peniculida, Parameciidae. The record is from the annotation of a GenBank genome assembly.
AUGAACUUCAUCAUCAUUACCUUCCUUAUCAUCCAAAACUAUGCCUUUUCAUCCUCAAGUUCAAGGAAUUCAUACCAAUACGAAAGUAAUUAUUAUUACCCAAACUCGAUGUUUUAUAAUUAACUACAUAUUGAUCAAAAUUUCAAAAGUGAAAUCAUUUCCACCGUCGCUAUAUAUUGGAGAAAAGUUAAGUGGAUUCUCUCUCAUCCUGACAUUGUUUUUACAUUAUAAAAUGAUUAAGAAGUCUUAAUAAUAGGAUUCCAUUCUGACAAUCAUCGAUAUGAUGUUACCAGAACUACUACUGCUUCAUUUUAUUCAUAAUAAUCAAGUUAUUAUAAUUCUAAAGAGUAUGUUUACCUUCGCAAGUAAUAAUUCAUCUUUAACAAUAGACCAGUAACUGUUUUAAAGGUGCUAUAAAUUGCAGAUAGAGUAGCUAUGAAACCUUACAGUUAUUUAUUCAAUAAUUGCAAAGAUAGCGCUUAUUCCUUAAUAGAUAUAUUAAAUAGGUGA